AUGAGGAACUUGGUUCAAAAGUACCUCUGCAGGAGGAGCUGCUUCCCCCGUUUCUGCACCAAGAGGAACAUUUGCACCCUAAGUCAGAAGAGAAAUUUCUCUGCAUAUCAAAUAUACACGGACGGGCUCAUCCACUCGGAAUUCUCAACCGAAUUAAAAACGACAAAUGAAGUGAACAGACUUCCUAUUUUCCGCAUACUAGAUACGGAAGGGAAUUUAUUAGACGGUCAUAGUGCUCCCUUUAGCGAUGAAGAAGUAGUGAACCUAUACAAACAGAUGGUUGAGUUUUCAAUAUGGGAUGAAAUAUUUUAUGGCAUUCAAAGACAAGGCAGAAUUUCUUUUUACAUUGUAAAUGAUGGAGAAGAGGGGAUCCAGUUUGGGUUGGGAAAAGUUCUCACCCCAGAUGACCACCUAUACUGUCAAUACAGAGAAACAGGCAUUUUACUGUCCAGGGGAUUUGAUUACCCUGACAUUAUUAACCAACUAUUUGGGAACAAAUAUGAUGAAGGGAAAGGAAGACAAAUGUGUAUUUGCUACACUAGUAAGAAAUUAAACAUACACACCAUUACAACUCCUUUAGCAUCCCAAUUAUCUCAUGCUGCCGGUUGUGGUUAUGCCUUGAAAUUGAAAAAUCAGAAAGCUGUUGCUGCUACGUUUUGUGGGGAUGGUUCUUCAUCGGAAGGAGAUUUCUAUGCCGCUCUAAAUUUUGCAGCCGUAAGAGAAUCCCAAACCAUGUUUAUUUGCAAAAAUAAUCUCUAUGCUAUAUCUACUUCUAUAAAAGAUCAGUACAGAGGUGAUGGUAUAGCUCCUCGAGCACUAGCUUUAGGUAUAGAAUCCGUUAGGGUUGAUGGAAAUGAUUUAUUCGCUACCUAUUUAGCUGCAAAAAAAAUGAGAGAAAUUUGCACUGAACAGUCUAAACCUGUCUUUAUGGAAUUUAUGGCCUACAGAUAUGGCCACCAUAGUACCUCAGAUGAUUCCACGCUUUACAGACCAAAGGAAGAAAAUGAUGCUUGGAAAAAGGAUGGGGUCCAUCCAAUAAGCAGACUAUUCCUUUACUUAAAGAAUAAAAAUUUGUACACAGAGGAGGAUGACAAACUGCACAGAAAAGCCGUCAAAGAAAAAGUUCUCAAGGAAUUGAAGAAACAUGAAAGCAUUAAGAGGUACAAUAUUGUAGGUGGCCUCUUUGAAAAUGUGUACCACGAGGAGGACUGGAAUUUAAAGGAGCAAAGGGAAAACUUUGAGGAGUUUUUCAAGCAACAUAAAAACUGCUACGACACGUCCAAGUUUGAAAGUUAG
Molecule: messenger RNA, 1296 nt
Organism: Plasmodium coatneyi
Lineage: Eukaryota; Apicomplexa; Aconoidasida; Haemosporida; Plasmodiidae
Product: Branched-chain alpha keto-acid dehydrogenase
Exons: 1
Coding region: 1-1296 (431 amino acids)
Biological process (GO): branched-chain amino acid catabolic process
Molecular function (GO): oxidoreductase activity, acting on the aldehyde or oxo group of donors, disulfide as acceptor
Source: RefSeq, a predicted model, not a curated record